CUGUAACUUGGGGAAAACAUAGAAAAGGAAGAGGAAAGUGCGGAGGAAAAUAUGCCUUGAUUCUUUGUUUUCCCCGUGAAUAAUUUUCGUUUCCUUUAUUUUCUUUUCCCCAGUUUCCAACAAACUCUACAUUUCAAACCUCGCAAGGAUUUAUUGACUGGUUAACUUCAGAGUUUCGCUCCGUUCAUAUAACGGAAGGAAGAAAAAAGAAUACGAAGGGCCGUCCGUGCCCUUAUCUUCAUUUCCCGCCACCCAACUGUUUGAAUUUCUAUGAUCUUUUACUUCCACAUUUUGUGUUUGGAGCAUGUAAAUUACGAACCUAGUAAUGCAUUAUCAGUUGAUACGUAAAUAAAUCUAUACAUUUAUAGAAUAGAAAGAUUUUCCUCUUUUGCAGAUUUAUAGAAUAGAAAGAUUUUCCUCUUUUGCAGAAAACUCUAAUGGAGUCUUAUACUCAACCUCUUUCCGAUAUUUAUGCAUCACUCCUCCAAACAAGCCUUAGGACCAAAAACCCAUUUGCCGGAAAGUUGGUUCAUGCUCAGAUAAUCAAAUCCGGGCUUCACCUUAGUGUGUUUUUGAUGAAUAAUCUCAUCAAUUGCUAUGCCAAAAGUGGGUUUCUGUCGGAUGCCCACCACGUAUUCGAUGAAAUGCCAAGUAGGAACACAACCUCUUGGAAUACGAUUCUAUCAGCUUAUGCGAAACAGGGCAGGAUUGAUGAUGCUUACCGUGUUUUUAAGGAAAUGCCCGAGCCUGAUUCUGUUUCGUGGACGUCGAUGAUUGCCGGUUAUAAUCGAAUGGGUUGCGUUGAAAAUGCAAUUAAGAUGUUUCUAGAGAUGAUUUUGUGUCAUGUUUUUCCGACCCAGUUCACAAUUACUAGUGUGCUUGCUUCCUGUGCUGCUAUAGAAUCUUUAGGAAUAGGUAGGAAGGUUCACACCUUUGUUGUUAAACUUGGGCUCAAUAGCUAUGUCAGCGUUGCGAAUUCCCUCCUCAACAUGUAUGCAAAGUCAGGUGAUCCAGUAACAGCAAAGGUUGUUUUUGAUAGGAUGAAGUUGAAGAGCAUAACGAGUUGGAAUGCUAUGAUUACAUUGCAUAUGCAAUCCGGUAGGCCAGAUCUCGCUCUUGCGCAGUUUGAUCAAAUGAGUGAGCGAGAUUUAGUUUCUUGGAAUUCGAUGAUUACGGGUUACAACCAGCGUGGACUUGAUCGCGAAGCAUUGGAUAUUCUCUCAAGAAUGUCUAAAGAAACUUCUUUAAAGCCAGAUAAUUUCACCUUGGCCAGUGUUUUAUCGGCUUGUGCUAAUCUUGAGGAGUUAAACCUUGGGAAACAAAUCCAUGCCCACGUAGUAAGAACUGAAUUCAGUACUUUUGGGCCUGUUGGGAAUGCUUUAAUUUCCAUGUACUCCAAAUCAGGAGGGGUUGGAAUUGCUCGAAAGAUUUUAGAGCAUAGUGUCACUUCUGAUCUCAAUGUAAUAGCAUUUACAUCCCUUUUGGAUGGAUAUAUCAAGCUUGGAGAUAUGAACUCAGCUAGACAAAUAUUUGAUGCAUUGAGAACCCAUGAUGUGGUUUCAUGGACGGCAAUGAUUGUUGGUUAUGUGCAGAAUGGCUUCAAUGAUGAAGCAAUAAACCUCUUUAGAUCAAUGAUUAGAGAGGGCACCAAGCCUAACAGCUAUACUCUAGCAGCAAUAUUAAGUGUCAGUUCCAGUUUGGCUUCUUUGAAUCAUGGCGAACAAAUCCAUGCAAAAUCCAUAAGGUUAGGAGAAGUGUUGUCUGUUUCUGUUAGCAACGGUUUAAUUUCCAUGUAUGCUAAAUCUGGAAGCAUCGAUUGUGCCAAGAGAAUAUUCAAUUUGAUACAUUGGAAAAAAGAUAUUGUCUCAUGGACUUCCAUGGUCAUAGCUUUAGCUCAACACGGACUUGGAGAGGAAGCUAUAGAGUUGUUUGAGAAAAUGUUGGAGUUUGGAAUUAAGCCGGACCAUAUUACAUAUGUUGGUGUGCUCUCUGCUUGCAUACACGUGGGAUAUGUAGAUCAAGGCCGGAAUUAUUAUAAACUGAUGGAAGAUGCACAUGGAAUUGAACCAACGCCAAGCCAUUAUGCUUGUAUGAUUGACCUGUUUGGACGAGCCGGAUUGCUCCAAGAAGCACAAGGUUUCAUAGAAAAAAUGCCCAUCGAACCGGAUGUAUUUGUGUGGGGCUCACUUUUAGCUUCCUGCAGAGUUCAUAAAAAUGUGGAGCUGGCAAAAGUUGCUGCGGAGAGAUUGCUUCUUAUUGAUCCAGACAAUAGUGGGGCCUACUCAGCUCUUGCUAAUGCAUAUUCUGCAUGUGGAAAAUGGGAAGAUGCUGCUAAGAUUCGGAAGUCGAUGAAGGAUAAACAGGUGAAGAAAGAACAGGGAUUCAGUUGGGUUCAGAUAAAAGGCGAAGUCCAUGUCUUUGGGGUUGAAGACGCGUUACACCCACAGAGGGAUGCAAUCUACCGGCUGAUUGCAAAAAUCUGGAAGGAAAUAAAAAAGAUGGGUUUUGUUCCCAACACUGAAGCGGUAUUGCAUGACCUUGAUGAAGAGGUGAAAGAGCAGAUUCUUAGACAUCAUAGUGAAAAGCUUGCUAUUGCGUUUGGGUUGCUAAAUACUCCAGAGAACACUACUUUGAGGGUUAUGAAGAACCUUAGAGUGUGUGAUGACUGUCACUCUGCUAUCAAAUUUAUAUCCAAACUUGUGGGGAGAGAAAUCAUUGUGAGAGAUGCUACUCGGUUUCAUCAUUUCAGGACUGGCUUGUGUUCUUGUCGUGAUUAUUGGUAGGAGCAAAUGAAAAUAUUCUUUCAAGGUACCUGGACUACAAAGAAAAGUCUGAUAAACAGCUUGUCGAGAAUCAAGGGAACUUACAUUUACCAUCAAAAGUUAAGCGUCACACAACAAGAUGGCGCUCCUUCUGCUGAUUUUUCUGCUUUGUUCUGGACCUACUGUUUUGGUUUUUGAUGGCAAUUCAUUUGGAGGAGAGGCCAAUUACAAAUUAGGGAAAUGUGUAUGAAGGCCUGCUGGCCUUUUCCCCAUUGAAAAUUGGUUGUUUUGGGCUGGGGUACUUGGGAGCUGGCAUGGGCAGGUUGGUUUGCAGCAAGGCGCAGAAUUGUCACUAUGAAACUUUGUUCUCAUUCAGUCAUCAUAGAAAUGGAAUCUGAAUAGUGAAGUAGUUAUAAAAGCCACACACAGAGAGAGAGAGAGAGAGAGAGAGAGAGAGAUGAGCUCUGUAACUGGAGAUGAAUGUGAGGGAGAAGAUGUUGUGACAAGUUCAGAGGAGUGGUGAGAUGGAGAUUAUGGUAGUUUCCUUCCCUUGCUUUGGCCUCAUUUGGUGUGUUGUGGUGUUUUCGUAACGUUAUUGUGGUUUCCCUUUUGUGUAGAUACUGUGCAGCGUGGGGUUUGGAUGAUGCCAAUGGUUUAUAACCUCUUCUGGCAUGGUGGCUCUCUUUAUGAUGCUUGGUUUAGCUGCACUUCAAAUCAGGUCUCUUUUUCCUCUUGAAUUUUUCAAUUUAAUGCCAACCCAUUUCCCAUUUGUUCUUGUAACGUAACAAAUGUGGGUAGCAGGGCGGCUUGGGAUGCUCUCUGUGUGGAUUACACUGGUUUGAGGUUCUUGAUGGGUUGCAGUGCUGUAAGAAAGUAUGACAUACUACUAUGUGUAUAGACCAUCGAUGGCGCCACUCCAUGCUUAUUUGAAAUUGGAUCUUUCCAUGUGUAUUGUUCUUCAUAUUAUCCGAACUUUGUUUCCGUAACAAUGAAUGGCUUUAACAAACAAUUAGUACUUGUCUUGGCAGAAAAGCUUUCAAUUGUCAAUGUUGAAAUGUAGAAGACGAAGUUGUUCAACAUGCUAGAGGUGUGCUUCUUAAAACAUUGGGAGUUUCUAUGUGGCAAUGAACUCGCAGCUACUUGACAAGAAGAGAUUUUCUUUGAGUGUAACCUAAUGACAAGCUCAAGAAACUGGAAUAGCAUAUUCAUUCUAUGUGGGACCUAAUUGUUAUUGCUUUGUAUUUCAGAAACGUUAAAUGGAGUAUAUUUUACUUGGUUCUUGGGGGUUUAAUAGGUUUAACUUUGUGUGAAGCUUUC
This is a messenger RNA of Rhododendron vialii, 4079 nucleotides long. RefSeq names its product pentatricopeptide repeat-containing protein At2g22070. Gene Ontology annotation, molecular function: zinc ion binding; protein binding; RNA binding. The record is from RefSeq and is a predicted model, not a curated record. Bases 438 to 2783 code for a protein of 781 amino acids. Lineage: Eukaryota; Viridiplantae; Streptophyta; Magnoliopsida; Ericales; Ericaceae. The transcript has 2 exons. Gene Ontology annotation, biological process: RNA modification.